AGCAACAGUUGCCCGGGUGAGGACGAAGCGCCAUAGCCACGGUAGUCCUGGCGACAAGAGCCCAGCAACAAGAAUCAACAACAACAGCCCGAUUCAUUGAAACGCUAAAAAAUCAAACAUAGCGGUGGAAAAAAAUACUCGGAUUAAAAGCGUGUCAGCCAGACGAUCUCGAUGGCAACUCCAGCUUAUGUCGGGGAGCUGCAGCAGACCUCCCAGCCUCCAGCAGGUGCUGUAACUGUAACACCAGGCCAGCCUGUUGUUGUCACGACUGCAGCACCUCAGCAGUACCUGUCAGAGCUGCAAAAUACCGUGACCUCUGUCUCAGCUUCGGCAACCUCCGGCCAGGUCACUCCUCCUCCUGCACAAACCCCACCCACACAAGUCCCACCCACACAGACUCAGUAUGUCCCAGCUGAGAUGCAGAAUUCACCCACACAGUCCAGCAAUGCCCAAAACACACCACAGUACAUCGUUGUUACGGUUACAGAGGGCUCCAUCCAUUCCAGUGACUCGGUUUCAGAUUCCAGUCCUCCACCUGCAGUGGUACAGACCGGAGUUCCUACUCAGGUGGUGCAGCAGGUGCAGUCAGCCCAGCAGAGGUCUGUGGUCCAAGCCAUAUCACAGCCUACCAAGACUGAACAGGGCACACACAUGAACGUCACCAGCCUACAGCCUGUACACUUGACUCAGGAGCUGCAGCAGGUUCCAGUGCAGCAUGUGUACACUAACCAAGUGCAGUAUGUGGAGGCAGGAGACACAAGCUACACUACCAGCACCAUACGUUCUGGCAGUUUUGUGUACACCGACAGUCCCUUGUACACUCAAACCAGUGGUGCUCAGUAUUACGAAAGCACCAGUGUGAGUGUCUCCGCCUCCCAGGCUGCAUCUCCUGUGAAUACGGGCUUUGUGACAGGGACGGGGCAAAUUGUGACCAGUGCCACACCUGGUACAGGUGGUGGAGCCACAGCAGUAAUCGCAGUGUCAGGGACGGCCGCUAAUGGCUCUGGGGAUGGAGGAGGUGGGGCUAAUGGGAGCAGUGGUAGCUACGUGAUUCAGGGAGGCUACAUGCUCAGCAGCGGCGGGGCCACUAGCAGCAGCACCAGUGGAAACGGCCAGAGUUACUCACAAAAUGCUCGCGUCUCCCCAGCCACCCUGUCCUCUGGCCCUCAGGUGCAGUGGUUGUUGGAUAAUUAUGAAACGGCGGAGGGUGUGAGCUUGCCGCGCUCCACUCUCUACUGCCACUACCUGCUGCACUGCCAGGAGCAGAAGCUAGAACCUGUCAAUGCCGCCUCCUUCGGAAAACUCAUCCGCUCUGUCUUCAUGGGCCUGAGGACGAGGCGCCUGGGUACUCGAGGGAACUCGAAAUAUCACUAUUAUGGGCUGAGGAUUAAAGCUAGCUCCUCUCUGCUCCGGCUGAUGGAGGAUCAACAGCACCUGGCAAUGAGGCAGCAGCCCUUUUCCCAAAAACAGAGGUUGAAGCCAGUACAGAAGAUGGAAGGAAUGACCAAUGGGAUGUCAUCAGGGGCGGGACAACAGCAGCAACAACAGACUUCAGGGCUUUCUGACAUCAGUGCCCAGGUUCAACAGUACCAGCAAUUCCUAGAUGCAUCCCGUGCUCUCCCAGAGUUUCCUGAAAUUGACUUGCAGGGCAAACCUUUGCCAGAGGGCAUUGAGCUGGAACACAUUAAGAGCUUUCAGCUACUCUACAGAGAGCACUGCGAGGCCAUUCUGGAUGUCAUGGUGAACCUGCAGUUCACACUGGUGGAGACACUGUGGAAAACCUUCUGGAGGUUUAGCGAGAGCCAGGCAGGAGACCCGGCCACACUGUCUGUUCAUGAUGAAUCAGAGAAGCGGUUGCCCAAAUCAUGUCUGGUGCUGCUGUGCAAGUAUGAGCCAGCGCUGCGCUGGAGCCGUGACUGCGACAACACUCUGUACCAGGGCCUGGUGGAGAUCCUCAUCCCAGAUGUACUGAGACCCAUACCCAGUGCCUUAACUCAAGCCAUUCGAAACUUUGCCAAGAGUCUGGAGAGCUGGCUGACUAACGCCAUGAUGAACAUUCCUGAGGAGAUGGUCCGCAUCAAAGUGACAUGUGCGAAUGCGUUUGCUCAGACGCUGCGUAGGUAUACCUCUCUAAACCACCUGGCCCAGGCUGCUCGUGCUGUGCUGCAGAACACCGCGCAGAUCAACCAGAUGCUCAGCGACCUCAACCGAGUCGACUUUGCAAACGUGCAGGAGCAGGCCUCUUGGGUGUGUAGGUGUGAGGACCGUGUGGUGCAACGGUUAGAGCAAGACUUUAAACUCACCCUGCAGCAGCAGAAUUCACUGGAGCAGUGGGCUGCCUGGUUGGAUGGUGUCGUCUCCCAGGUCCUAAAGCCGUACCAGGCCAGCCCGGCCUUCCCUAAAGCUGCUAAACUCUUUCUGCUUAGAUGGAGCUUCUACAGCUCUAUGGUAAUCAGAGAUCUCACACUGCGCAGUGCAGCCAGUUUUGGCUCCUUUCAUCUCAUCCGCCUGCUGUAUGAUGAGUAUAUGUAUUACCUAAUAGAGCACAGAGUUGCUCAGGCCAAAGGGGAGACCCCUAUUGCAGUCAUGGGAGAGUUUGCCAGCCUUGGUCGUAGUCUUAACACACUGGAUCCUGAUAAAGAAGAGGAGGAUGAGGAGGAAGAGGAGAGUGAUGAUGAGUGUCAGGAAUUGUCUCUGCCUGCUGAUGGAUCCGCUCUCGGUGACGAGUCUCUGGAGCCUCCGGCUAAGCUCGCCCGAACUGACCAGAGAGUUCUCUUUAGCAACACAGAGAACUGAGAACACACAUUCCACCACACACACACACACACACACACACACACACACACACACACACACACACACACACACACACACACACACAAAUGUUCAUUAUGGACACAUAGUGAAAACAUGCUGCAGUUCACAUAACUCUGUUCACAUACAGUAUACUUACAAACACUUAUACACUGAAACACACACACUCUCACACUUACACACUUGUUUUUUUCUUUUUUUAAACCAAUCUCUGUCAACGAUAUCUGUGGCUUAGGUGUGAUUAACGACAAUCCUUGGCACAUUUCCUUCAACUGAGAAAAAAAGAAUAAGAGAGAACCUGUGCACUUGAAACUCGCUCAUAAUGGAAGCCUCAAGGCAAAAAGAAACAACAAAAAAACUCAUGAAAUUGUAUAAACAUUUAUAAGUUGCACCAUUCACUUCCCAUAGGCCUCCAGUAUAAGUGGGUUUUUAAGUGUGUUUAUGUUCUUUUAUGUUCUGUCAGUACAUUAAACAUUGCCAAGCUGAUUCUCAUGAAGUGUAAUCACAUGUACGCUACAGGUGUAUAGUGAUCUGACUGAAAAACUCUGCAGUCAUACUCCCGGAGUGAGACACGAUCCCUGGCAUGAUUUCAACGUGACGGGGCGUGAUGGUGAGCUGUAUGAGAAUCCAGACUGAUGUGAAAAGAAACACACUUCCAUGCGAGAAGGUGUGCAUCAGUCAGUCAGAGCUACAAUGUGAAAACAUGGUGGAGAUGAUUUUGCUUUGCGCCCAAAAAGCAUGGACAAUAAAACACUGGAGAUUAGUUUGUGGACAGAAUGGAGCCACUGACCCACGUGAGCUUCUGUCUAUCAAACUCCUGCCGCCCAUGAGGCUAAAAACGGGCGGACGUAGGUGCCAGCAGAACGACUGUAAACACGUAUGUGCGUGUGUAUGCGUGCGUGUGUGUGAGCGUGCAGUGUAUUUCCUGCAGUGACCCCGCUGUGUGUCGUCUGUGUGCGUUUGUGAGUGGACCGGGGCCUUCCUGCCGUGCUGAUUUGAGUGAACAUGUUACUUUUAUGUGUGAAUGUGUGUGUGUGUGUAUAUGUGUGUAUGUUGUUCAGAAGAAAUGAUAAUAGUUGUUUUUGUUGGUGGAUAUUUUUUCAUGCAUCCAUUCUCAUUAUUUUGUCAUUCUUGUUGCCUUUAUUGUACACUACCGUGUGUUACAUACCAAGUUAAGAUUCAGUUUAAAACCUAAAGAGAGUUCCUGUUAGUUUUUAAUUCUCUUCAGUCCCUUUCUCUGAAUCCUGCCUUAUGUUUUUUUCUUUUUCUUUUUCAUUUUUUUGACUUGACUUUUUGCACUUUUUUGUUGUUUGGUUUUGGUGUCACAUUCCAGACUUGGUAUAGGAUUGAUAGUAUCUGUGUCGUCUAACUAGAGUCACAAAGUGGAGCUCUUCUCUGUGUUAGACUGGUGAUUUGCACUGUUUUGUGCACAUUUAAUGGUAUAUUGCAUAUGUGUAUUCAACCACUUUUGAAA
Messenger RNA from Tachysurus vachellii, 4288 nucleotides. It is a transcript of the gene rfx1a, whose product is annotated as regulatory factor X, 1a (influences HLA class II expression). Bases 172 to 2796 code for a protein of 874 amino acids. Gene Ontology annotation, cellular component: nucleus. Gene Ontology annotation, molecular function: DNA-binding transcription factor activity, RNA polymerase II-specific; RNA polymerase II cis-regulatory region sequence-specific DNA binding. Gene Ontology annotation, biological process: regulation of transcription by RNA polymerase II. The transcript has 18 exons. The record is from RefSeq and is a predicted model, not a curated record. Lineage: Eukaryota; Metazoa; Chordata; Actinopteri; Siluriformes; Bagridae.